GGAAGGGAACCAAGUCCACCCAGCCUACCAAGAAUCGAUUGACACAACGUUGCGAUCCUCCCAGCAAGCAUACGAAUCGAAUCCAAUUAGUUAGUUCUCUCCUUGUUUCGUGGGGCUAAAGAAUUCCAUUCCACCAAAAUGUGUCCAACAGGAAGUGUUUUGGCUGCUCAGGAGAGGGGAAGAAGAUCAAAUUUACGUUCAGCAUUCGAUGUUUUAGACGUGGACCACGACGGAAAGAUCAGCCGCGAUGAUCUCCAGGCUUUCUACGGUGGGUAUUUGGCUGCCGGGACGUCGGAUAUUGAAGAUGAUGUCAUAGGAUCCAUGAUCUCCGUGGCCGACGCAAACAAGGACGGUUUCGUGGAGUACGAUGAAUUCGAGAAGGUUUUGGGGUCCAGAAACAACAACAACAACAGCAGCAGCAGCAGCAAGAAGCAGGAGGAGGAGAAUGGAAGAGAGUGGAGUUUGAUGGCGGAUGUGUUCAGGGCGAUGGACAGAGAUGGAGAUGGGAAGGUGGGGCAUCAAGAUUUGAAGGAUUAUCUAACUUGGGCUGGCUUUGGCGUUAAUGAUGACGAUGUCAAGGCCAUGAUCAGAUUGGGCGGAGGCCAUGAAAAUGGCGGCGGCGGCGUUUCUUAUGAAGGUCUUCUCAAGAUUUUGGCCAUCUGAAUCAUAUGCAAGAAAGAAAAAGUUCAAAUGUGCAAGGAGGAAGAGUUUUGACGAUGACGACAACGUUAGAUAAAAUUAGGAGUCCAGGACAACUAGCUAUUAGCCAAGCCAAAAUGUCUCUUGAUUUCCUUUAAAAAAAAAAAAAAAAAAAAAUUUCUUGGGUCCUGUACUUAUAAAAAUAUUAAAGGAAAAAUCGUUUGCUGCUUAUUCAAGUUCUAGCAGGUGUUAAUCUCAAUUGGAUCGGUUGGGACGCUCUUUUUCAAGAAUUCAAGAAUCCCGUUGUUCCAUUCCAGUUGAAUGCUGCUGCUGAUUAGUGAUUACAGCUGUGUUGGAAGAGUAUCACCUCUCUUCCCAUAUUUUGUUUUGGCUUUACAUUUGCUGAAGCUGCAAUUGAUUCUGGCUUCUGGCUGCUGCUCGUACUUCUUAUCUUUUAACAACUGAGUAUUUUUAUGUGGUGGUUCAUGAAUUAUUAUGUCCA
Molecule: messenger RNA, 1141 nt
Organism: Coffea eugenioides
Lineage: Eukaryota; Viridiplantae; Streptophyta; Magnoliopsida; Gentianales; Rubiaceae
Product: calcium-binding protein CP1
Exons: 1
Coding region: 139-663 (174 amino acids)
Molecular function (GO): calcium ion binding
Source: RefSeq, a predicted model, not a curated record